Molecule: messenger RNA, 2043 nt
Organism: Podospora anserina S mat+
Lineage: Eukaryota; Fungi; Ascomycota; Sordariomycetes; Sordariales; Podosporaceae
Exons: 2
Coding region: 1-2043 (680 amino acids)
Source: RefSeq, a predicted model, not a curated record
AUGUCUAUGCCGUCGAGUCCUGCCGGUGGCGGCACCACCACCACAACACCCCUCCAGCCCAUGUCGCAUAACCAACAACGCGAGCGCGAUCCCGCUCUCCUCUCGCCCACCCAGACUAGAGGUCGCGGCCUGACCCUCGGAGCUUCCACGGACAAUGCGCGCGACAGCUCGGUUCACGAAAAGAUUAACCAGUUCAACUCGCUCGCCGUGCAAUCAAAACAACUCGAGCGCAAGACCGCCGAUGCCGCCCUCAAGCGCGCCAUGCUUGGCCGGGAGGAGGCCGAGAGCGAAAUGCGCCGCUACCGUGACGAGUGUAGAAUGCUCAGGAGGGCGGUAGAGGAAGGGAGAGAACGGGAACGAAAAGUGGGCGAGAGACUGGAGACAGUAAUGGAGAGCUAUGGACGCGCAAAGGAGACACACGAACACACCAAAGAACUCUGGGAGAAGGAGAUCCGUCGCGCCCGAAAGGAGACCUUCAAGACCCAGAGUGCCUUUGUCAAGCUUCAGGAAGAGCUCAAGAAUUCUCGGAACGCCCACAGGUCGACCGAAGAGGAGCUUCAUCGCGAAAAGCAGCUAUGCUCUGAACGGGCACAGGACGCUUUUACCGCCAAAUACCAGCUUGUAGCUCUUCAGAACCAACUUGAGCAGGCUCUCGAAAAGAUCAAGACACUUGAGCAGGAACGUGACUCGCUCAAAACGAUGGUCGAACAAGAGAAGCAGCUCCGGCUAGUGGCCGAGGAGGGCAAACGCCCCGCAUCCGACGACGAGAGAAUUACGCCACGCAAGCGACCACGGACAUCCUCCAUCAGCUCAUCAUCGUCCGAUGUACCCGACUUUGAGGAGAUUACCCGGAAAUGGGAGUGGGAGAAGCAGCGCGCCGACAGGGCAGUGCAGCAAGUGCAGUUCCUCGAGACCGAGUGCCGGUUGAGGGUCUGCGCCGCGGCCAAAGCCUUUCGUCGAAGCAGUUCAAGCCGAGGGAGCACAAGCACUAGUCGUCGAUCCAGCCCCCGACGCAAACGACCCAGUCUCUUGAGAAUCGCAGAUGCUGCCGACGCUGUCAUCAUUGGAGGCAACGCCGAGCCGUCUCCUGAUCUCGCCUCACCAAAGCGUUCCAAGACCGACAUGCUCAGGGAGGAGCUGGGCUCUCGGAAUGACAGGUUCUUUACACCGGUUGAGCAACCUGUACGUUAUUCUCGCACGCCGAGCGUUGACCCGCUAGAUUUCGCGAUGCUUGAUAAGGACAGGACAUCGCUACUGUCGUUGCUCGACGCCCCCCAUAGAGAGGAGAGCCCAGCGUUGACGUUUAGCAUUCCCACCGUUCCAGCACCCGCCCCAGCCGCAACAGUAAAGCAGGUUGUUCGGCAAGAAGAACCGGAAUCGGAUGUCGAGGUUCAUAGAUCGGUCCCGCAUCCUGUGCCAGAGCCUGUUGUUCCCGUCCAUCAGGAACCGUCCCCCCGUUCUGCCGCGCCUUCGACCGACCCUUUGCCAUCUGUCAAGACCCUCAGCAACGAGCUACCAGCCCCUGCUCCGCGUCCUCACACCUCGAAUUCGUUUCAUCGGUUCCGGGAAGCCGCCGCCAAAGCCGCGCUUACUGUUGUGACAACCACGACAAAGGUGCCACUCAAAGACGAGAACAAGGACCCGAACCUCGCUUCCAAGAUCAUGAAGAUGCAAAAAGAACAGCAAUACCAAACUCCCAACCGAGGGAAUAUCUCAGCCGGGAGUGAAAACGAGUGGGACAAGCCAAGCUUUGACGUGACGAACCCGGCGCUGACGCCGACCAUGACGAGGGAGGAAGCUCUAGAGCAGAUAAGAGAUCGGAGAGUCCGGGCUAGGAGUGUCGGGCGUCCUGGUGGUGCUGCUGGAUCUCAGGGAACCCUGUCGAGGAAGGUGUCGACUGAGACGAUGAAGAGUGGCAGCGGGCCAAGGGGGAGGGAGCAGGAGAGGAGGGAUGUUAGCGUGCAGAGCGCGCCAACUGUGAUGACGGGAAAUAGGGAGCCCAGCAGGGGGGCGGUUGUGGGGGGGAGAAGGGUGAGGAAUUGA